CCAACAAAAUAUUAGAGAGUGGGACCAUUUUUUGGUGGCGACUUUUUUUUUGGCCAGGCAGUGUAUGUGUCUGAUUCUACUUGCAGAAAACAGAAAAACAAAAGAUACAGGUUACAUGACUGUAACCAUAACCUAUUCGAACAUGUAAAGCUUGCGAACAAGAAUGUUUGAAAGAAGAAUGGGAUAAGGAUGUCUGAAAUAAUGAAGGUGGAAGCAGAUGAACCUGGAGGGUUCAGCUUGGAUCCCUUCAUACCUGCAGCAUCCACAUCAGAACUAGAGGAGGAAUCACAAGACAGCAAAGAUCUCAUCCAUCAGAUGUUGGUGAUUAAAGAGAUUCCUCUUGACUGGAAUGCCAGUUUGAAGCAGCAGGAUCCAGAGUCCCCUUCUGUAAAGGAUGAAGAGGAGGAACUGUGGAUCAGACAGGAGGAAGAGCUGCUUACCGUAAAGGUUGAAGAUGAAGAGGAAACUCAGUUAUCAGAACUUCACCAAAUAAAAACUGAAGAUAGCAGACAGACUGAAGCUCCAACCAGCAGCUCAGUUGAACAGAUGGGACAGACACAGCAUGAUGACGAGAACUUCAGAGGACAGGAACCAAACAGAGAUCCAGUUGCUGUUUGUUGCUCUUACCAACAAAGUAAGAUGACACCUAAGCUCCGUUCAAAGCUUACCGCUCAGAUUGGGGAAAAGCCAUUUAGUUGCAGUCUUUGUGGCAAAGGUUUUAAACGUAAGACAUCAGCUAAAUUACACAUAAUGACUCACAUUGGAAUAAGAGAACAUAGCUGUGAUCUUUGUGGUAAAGAAUUUAAAGAAAAGGUUUCUCUUCAGACUCAUAUGAGUGUUCACAGUGGAAACAGACCUUUUGCCUGCGACGUUUGUUGUAAAAGGUUUCAUACAAAGAAACAUCUUAAAGCUCAUAUGAAGCUCCAUACAGAAGAAAAACAUUUUACCUGUGAUGUUUGCAACAAUAGGUUUAAGAUUAAGGAGAGUCUUAAAAAACACAUGAGGAGCCACACCUUAGAGAAACCAUUUGUUUGUAGUAUUUGUAGUAAAAUAUUUUCUCAACAGGACCAUCUAAAGAGACACAUGGGUGUUCACACAGGAGAAAAACCAUUUAUUUGUAGUAUUUGCAGUAAAGGAUUUACACAACAAGUCAAUCUAAAAAGUCACAUGUGUGUCCAUGCAACAGAGAAACCAUUUAUUUGUACAGUUUGUAGUAAAGGGUUCUCACAAAAAGAAAGUUUAAAGAGCCACAUGCAUGUUCAUACAGGACAGAGACCUUUUAUUUGUAGUGCUUGUGGUAAAGGAUUUUUACGGCAAAGAAAUUUAAAGAGUCACAUGAAUGUUCACACUGGAGAGAAACCGUUUGUUUGUGGUGUUUGUAAUAAAGGAUUUGCUAUUCAAAAGAAUGUAGAAAGACACAUGCGUGUUCACACAGGUGAGAAACCAUUUGUUUGUAAUGUUUGCAAUAAAGAAUUUUCACUACAAGGGAAUCUAAAGAGACAUAUGCACGUUCACACAGGAGAGAAACCAUUUAUUUGUUGUAUUUGCAGUAAAGGUUUUACACAAAAAGACACUUUAAAGAGUCACAUGCGUGUUCACACUGGAGAGAAACCAUUUAUUUGUAGUGUUUGUGGUAAAGGAUUUUCAUUACGAAAGAACUUACUGAGACACGUGUCUGUUCACACGGGUGAAAAACCAUUUGUUUGUAAUGUUUGUAAUGAAGGGUUUUCUCUGAAAAUACAUCUAAAAAGUCACAUGCAUGUUCAUGCAUAACUGUCUAUUUUAAGAGUACAAACACCAAAUACACCUUAAUAUGCAUUAAUGCACUCGCUGGAAACCAUUUUAGCAAUACCACAGAAGCUAACUUUGCCAGUCUUCCUUAUUUCUGCUCAUGGGUGUACAGCCAAUCAGCAACAAGGAAAACAAAUGCAAAACAAUUGACUAAUUGUUUUGUUAGCUAACUACUAUACAAACCAUCAAAUGUAUUAAUAGUCUAUAUUGGCCACUCUCAGUACAACUUUCCAAGUUUGGAAAAGUUGGAAGGUUUUGGUUGGUUAGUGGUGCUUUAGGUUCAAUCAUUGAACUGGUAUGGGUGGUAUUUUGGUAUAAAACGUCAGUUAUUGUUUUCAUGUUGUCACAUUCAUUAUUUUCAUGAACAAGAAAUUUUGGCAAUGUUCAACUAAUGAGAACUGUUUAGAGCCUAAUCACCUCAAUGCCACCUCAAACGGUUAAUCCUAGUUUCAAAUGGUCCGCCUCUCUAUCAGAGCUCUUUUCAGAAACUAACAGCUGUGGUUUGUAGCUUUAUAUCAGCAUAAUGUAUCUACAUGACUACAGGACAGUGCACUUUUCUUUGUUAAAAUCAGCUCUUCAACAAGCUCCAGUCAUUAAGAUGCUUCAUUGAUGCUUCCCAAUACUGUCUCUUUGAAAUGAACAAAAGUGUUCCGAAUCAGGCACUUCUACAAAAUAAAAGGUGGAUACCAGAUACUAAUAUUACCCUUAUUACUUCCUGCUAGUAGUUAUUCACUUCAGCUGUAUUUUUCAUUCUAGUCUUUAUUAAAAGUAGAAAAUGUUCAUAUAAUCUGGUAGAAACAUACUGUAAUAAAAGAGGUGCUGUUGUAAAAUAUGUUAAAACUGAUCUAAUAAAAGUGCUUCAAAGCUG
This is a messenger RNA of Xiphophorus couchianus (Monterrey platyfish), 2659 nucleotides long. Its product is annotated as gastrula zinc finger protein XlCGF57.1-like. The transcript is spliced from 2 exons. Gene Ontology annotation, biological process: regulation of transcription by RNA polymerase II. Gene Ontology annotation, cellular component: nucleus. Gene Ontology annotation, molecular function: RNA polymerase II cis-regulatory region sequence-specific DNA binding; DNA-binding transcription factor activity, RNA polymerase II-specific. Bases 190 to 1773 code for a protein of 527 amino acids. The record is from RefSeq and is a predicted model, not a curated record. Lineage: Eukaryota; Metazoa; Chordata; Actinopteri; Cyprinodontiformes; Poeciliidae.